Molecule: messenger RNA, 430 nt
Organism: Blastomyces dermatitidis ER-3
Lineage: Eukaryota; Fungi; Ascomycota; Eurotiomycetes; Onygenales; Ajellomycetaceae
Exons: 1
Coding region: 98-430 (110 amino acids)
Source: RefSeq, a predicted model, not a curated record
UUAUGUACAUAAAUAGAUAUAUGCUAUUUGUAGUCACUAAUGAUUUAUACUUUAUAUAGGUCUAAGCUGACGCUGUGCAUUCGGCAAGAUAACGAAGAUGAGUAGGGAAAUGCCGUCAAGCGUUAGUCCAAAGCUAUCUCCACUGACUACUUGGAAAGUACCCGGUCGACCUGAACCCGCGUCGUUUGGUCAUUCUGGGAGUCUGUUGAUCCUCAAUAAGUUCUCGGAAUUAAUAAUCUGGACUUUGACAAAGCCCGAAUCCAAGGCUGCUUACAUCCGAAACCCCAGAGUAUUAGUUCCCGGCACCUGCGAGAUGAAAUUACUAAUAAAAGAUGCGCGAAGCAUAAUCUACAUGUCAAAUCUCAGGCAGGCGGAACCCGAUGCUGACCUUGAUAUCGCUUCGGAAAGUUCUGCGAUGUAUCAGGUUUAA